This is a messenger RNA of Dicentrarchus labrax (European seabass), 1446 nucleotides long. RefSeq names its product actin, alpha cardiac muscle 1. The transcript has 7 exons. Bases 155 to 1288 code for a protein of 377 amino acids. The record is from RefSeq and is a predicted model, not a curated record. Lineage: Eukaryota; Metazoa; Chordata; Actinopteri; Moronidae. Gene Ontology annotation, cellular component: actin filament; striated muscle thin filament; stress fiber. Gene Ontology annotation, biological process: skeletal muscle thin filament assembly.
GACUUUAAAAAACCAACCAGUGGAUUUAUCACAAGAGGAUGGAUACAGGAUUUUAACAGUGAUUUCAACCUAACCAACAUCUAACUGACACGGAUUAUCUCACCUCAUCUGCCUGUAGUUCAUCCACUUCUUUUGUUUUGCGGAUUCUGACACCAUGUGCGACGACGAAGAGACUACCGCCCUGGUGUGUGACAACGGCUCCGGCCUGGUGAAGGCUGGGUUCGCCGGCGAUGACGCACCUCGCGCCGUGUUUCCCUCCAUCGUUGGUCGCCCCCGUCACCAGGGCGUCAUGGUUGGUAUGGGCCAGAAGGACUCCUACGUCGGCGACGAGGCCCAGAGCAAGAGAGGCAUCCUGACCCUGAAGUACCCCAUCGAGCACGGCAUCAUCACCAACUGGGACGACAUGGAGAAGAUCUGGCACCACACCUUCUACAACGAGCUGCGCGUGGCCCCGGAGGAGCACCCCACCCUGCUGACAGAGGCACCCCUCAACCCGAAAGCCAACAGAGAGAAGAUGACCCAGAUCAUGUUCGAGACUUUCAAUGUCCCCGCAAUGUACGUGGCUAUUCAGGCCGUGCUGUCCCUGUACGCUUCUGGACGUACCACAGGUAUCGUCCUGGACUCCGGUGACGGUGUGACCCACAACGUGCCCAUCUAUGAGGGUUACGCUCUUCCUCACGCCAUCAUGCGUCUGGAUCUGGCAGGUCGUGACCUCACAGAUUACCUCAUGAAGAUCCUGACUGAGCGUGGAUACUCUUUUGUCACAACCGCUGAGCGCGAGAUCGUGCGUGACAUCAAGGAGAAGUUGUGCUACGUGGCUCUGGACUUUGAGAAUGAGAUGGCCACCGCCGCCUCCUCCUCCUCCCUGGAGAAGAGCUACGAGCUGCCCGACGGUCAAGUCAUCACCAUCGGAAACGAGCGUUUCCGCUGCCCGGAGACCCUCUUCCAGCCCUCGUUCAUCGGCAUGGAAUCUGCUGGCAUCCACGAAACCACUUACAACAGCAUCAUGAAAUGUGACAUUGACAUCCGUAAGGACCUGUACGCCAACAACGUGAUGUCCGGCGGCACCACCAUGUACCCCGGUAUCGCUGACCGCAUGCAGAAGGAGAUCACUGCUCUGGCCCCCAGCACCAUGAAGAUUAAGAUCAUCGCCCCUCCUGAGAGAAAGUACUCCGUGUGGAUCGGCGGCUCCAUCCUCGCCUCCCUGUCCACCUUCCAGCAGAUGUGGAUCAGCAAGCAGGAGUACGACGAGGCUGGACCCUCCAUCGUCCACAGGAAGUGCUUCUGAGCGCCAGGCUGCCCCUCCCUUUUCCUCACUUACCUCCCUCCUACUGUGCCAACAACCCAACGUGUGUGUUGUCGUCAAAUUAUUUGUUUACACUCAAGUGCAAUUUAUAUGUGGAUAUGUAUAGGUUUAUAAUUAAACGAGAACUGAGACUUGCAGAA